UCGCAGGUGUACAGAUGCUCUCCGUCCAGCCGGACGCCAAGCCCAAGGGCUGCGCCGGCUGCAGCCGGAAGAUCAAGGACCGCUACCUGUUGAAAGCCCUGGACAAGUACUGGCAUGAAGACUGCCUGAAGUGUGCCUGCUGUGACUGCCGGCUAGGAGAGGUGGGCUCCACGCUUUACACCAAAGCUAACCUCAUUCUGUGCCGGCGCGACUACCUACGGUUGUUCGGGGUCACAGGGAACUGCGCAGCCUGCAGCAAACUGAUCCCUGCCUUUGAGAUGGUCAUGAGGGCCAAGGACAAUGUCUACCACUUGGACUGCUUUGCCUGCCAGCUCUGCAAUCAGAGGUUCUGUGUGGGAGACAAAUUCUUUCUGAAGAACAACAUGAUCCUGUGCCAAACUGACUAUGAGGAGGGCCUGAUAAAGGAAGGCUAUGCGCCGCAGGUUCGCUGAGAUCCGCAAGAGGAAGAGAGCGAGAGGACCUGCGAUCGGCAGCAGACGCACCUCUCUACUUGUACAUAACGCCCUCGGAGGGUCUGCUGUGUAGGAUAGCCAUAGAACAAUUCCGGUGGACGGCCUUGCGACGGCACGCUGCACCCCAGGUCAUUUGAGGCUCCCAUUGUUCUUUUUGCCAUAUCGGGGUGCUGUUGGGCUCCCUCAGACGCUGUAGUCCAGGGGGAAGGAAGAAAAAAGAAGAAAAAAACUACCUGCUGGAUUGAAGGACUGGAGCAACUUCAGUCUCAGGUUGAAUGUGGCUUUUUUGGAGAUGGAUCAUGACUGUUUGCAACACCGUUUGCUCCCUGUUAGAGACGUGAACGACUGGACCGCUUUUUGACCACGACGCGAUUCACCGACCUUUAAUGAAACCCACUGAUCGCGUGAAAAGGGGGUCUCCCUUUCCUGUGGGCCCCCAACACCGUUACACGUCCAUCCCAGCAGUGAAUGCGCACAGAAUGGGCUUCUGUUUUUUACUACUCCGUCUCUGUUCAAUUAUUGUAAGAUGGCAAAAUUAAGCUACUUGAUUCUAAUAAAGGCAAACUCGAAUC
Messenger RNA from Scleropages formosus (Asian bonytongue), 1045 nucleotides. RefSeq names its product LIM domain only protein 3-like. The record is from RefSeq and is a predicted model, not a curated record. Gene Ontology annotation, cellular component: nucleus. Gene Ontology annotation, biological process: positive regulation of transcription by RNA polymerase II. The coding region runs from base 15 to 452 and encodes 145 amino acids. The transcript has 3 exons. Gene Ontology annotation, molecular function: transcription coactivator activity; DNA-binding transcription factor binding. NCBI's taxonomy places the organism in Eukaryota, Metazoa, Chordata, Actinopteri, Osteoglossiformes, Osteoglossidae.